Molecule: messenger RNA, 276 nt
Organism: Adineta ricciae
Lineage: Eukaryota; Metazoa; Rotifera; Eurotatoria; Adinetida; Adinetidae
Source: the annotation of a GenBank genome assembly
AUGGAAUCGUUUUUUCAACGUAUGUCGUCGAUUGUUUUGCAAAACAAGGACAAGGAAGAUGAAGAUUUGGAUGAAAAUGAAACGUUCCGACAACAGCAUUUUCGACAUUUACAAGAACGUCGACGUUCCGCACCUGAUAUUCGUCGGCGUGGCAUUGUCACCGAACGAUUAGGUAGAGUUCUUGAUCAAAAAGGAACCUCCGAAGAACAAAUUCCAACACAAUUUUCCUCAGCUCCGGUCCAUUGGCGCAGAUAUGUCAAUGCUAACGGUAAGUGA